ACAGCUUGCUUGAGCUCUGGGCGGAGUCGACGUGCGGCUCAGCUGCAGGGAAAUAGAAGCGACUGGAAGCUGUUCGUGUAACAUGAACCCUUUAGUCAGUCUGUUGGCUGUUUGUGGCGAAUGCAAAGUAAAAUGGCAUGUACGAAGCAUUAAAAGUGGACCUCUAAAAAUGUAAAAUUGCGUGUACACGUGUGAGCCAACAGGGCAAUCAGCAGCGACAGCGGUGGUGCAGAGGAUUUACAUCAGUCAUGAGGUGGGUGUGGCCAUUCCUGCCUGCUCUGGUGCUUCUGUCAGAGCUGUCUGUGGUGAGGGUGCAGAUGGCUCCGUGUCAGACCUGUCGAAAACUCACUGACAAUUUCAUUAAGGGGUUGGAGAGAACAGCCAACAAAAAUUUUGGUGGGGGCAACACUGCCUGGGAGGAAGAGAAACUGGCAAAAUAUGCACGCAGUGAGACCCGGCUUUUGGAGAUAGUAGAAGCUGCUUGUGAGAAAACAGAUUUUGAAUGUAAUAGACUGCUGGAGCAGAUUGAGGACCAAGUGGAGACAUGGUGGUUCCACAGGCAGCAGGAGGCACCUGAUCUGUUUGAGUGGCUUUGCAUUCAGGAGCUGAGACUGUGCUGUCCACCUGGACAUUUUGGACCUGACUGCAAAGAGUGUCCAUUCGGCCCAGGGGGUGUGUGUGGAGGUUUGGGCCGCUGUGAAGGAGAGGGAACUCGUCUGGGAGAUGGAGAGUGUGUCUGUGAUCCUGGAUACUCGGGGCCACUGUGCCAGAGCUGUGCUGACGGCUACUACAGAGAAAAGAGUUCUAAUGACAGCACAGCCGCCUGUGCAGCUUGCUAUCACUCAUGUAAGAAGUGCUCUGGGCCACAGGACUAUAAAUGCCUUGACUGCAAACCAGGCUGGAUCCUUCACGACAACAAGUGUGUGGACAUUGAUGAGUGUGGCACAGAGCUCGCUCAUUGUCCCUCCAACACCUACUGUCACAACACAGACGGCUCAUAUGAAUGCAGAGGCUGUGACCAGGCAUGUGUGGGCUGCAUGGGCAGUGGUCCUGCACGCUGUAAGAAAUGCGCACGUGGUUACAAACUGAAAGGAGCCAAGUGUCUUGACAUAGAUGAAUGUAGUGACCUUGCGUUCGCCUGCCCCGGGUUAAACGAGGCCUGUAUUAAUGAGGAGGGCUCCUUCCACUGCGAGUGUGCUGAUGGCUUCAUCCGCAGAGACAGCAUUUGUGUUGAGAACAAGCCUCCUACUGAACCUGAGAAGGGGCUGUUCGAUGACAUGACAGACGAUGAAGUGCUUGUCCUGCAGCAGAUGUUCUUUGGCGUCAUAAUCUGUGCCCUGGCAACACUUGCUGCAAAGGGCGACAUGGUUUUUACUGCCAUUUUCAUUGGCGGUGUGGCUGCUAUGGCUGGAUACUGGCUGACAGAAAAGGGAGACUACAUGCUGGAUGGAUUCCUGAAGGGACGCUAGGAGGAUUUGGGAAGGAUGUUGGAAAACCAUCCAGUGAAGAUAAGACUCGAGAGUAUGAAGAUGUGAUUAUUGAGGAGGAAUUAAUAGAUCGACACUGCACUGAUAACUGGAAUAAAUCCCAUACCUCAACUUUUUUGGGAACAAGGGUGAGAUGAAGACCACUACUGAUUGUUAAAAUUGAUUUGUGCAUUUGUAUUUCACAUGCCCUCUAUGUUGCUGAUGAAAUUCUCAAUUUCCUCCUGUGAGUAAAAGGACCUGUGGGUUUUGACUGUGGCAGGCGAUUACUUCUUCACUUUGUGCCGUGAGCGUUGUUAGGUGAAGGGAAUCUUAAGCAUUUCCAUCAUCACCCCAACAGUGAAAGCUCUUUGAAACUCUGGUAUUUUCCAUUAUGAACCACUGGUUAUUGCAUUUAGACUUUUUAAUCUGUGUGUGUGUCCUCAAUUAUUCUUUUUGGGUAGUAAUGCAUGUGAAUUACUUGAAAUGAAAAGCACUGCACUCUUAAUUUAUUUUCAUAUUAGCAUGGAAAACUUAAAGCUGCUGGAUCAUCAAUAUUGCAGCUGUUAUGUCAUAGGUUUAAGUAUCAUUUUCACGUGUGUAUGGAAAUGUUAGAUAUUUGCCAUUUUGUUGCCUUAAAUGUAUUUUUAUAUUAUUUAUUAGGAAUUUCAAAUUUUGCUGACACCCCUGCUGUUUUUCUGCCAUAAACUAUGUGGACAAGUAAUUCUAGCAGCUAAAGUAGCAUAAUGUUAGAUUGCCAAUGAGGUAUCACCAUCCAUCUAUCUUAUUGAGUGUGAAAUGGUUAAUUAUGUUUGCUUUACAAUAAACUGCCUUUUUUUCAUG
Molecule: messenger RNA, 2306 nt
Organism: Thalassophryne amazonica
Lineage: Eukaryota; Metazoa; Chordata; Actinopteri; Batrachoidiformes; Batrachoididae
Gene: creld1b
Product: protein disulfide isomerase Creld1
Exons: 12
Coding region: 249-1469 (406 amino acids)
Molecular function (GO): calcium ion binding
Source: RefSeq, a predicted model, not a curated record